Messenger RNA from Diatraea saccharalis (sugarcane borer), 609 nucleotides. NCBI's taxonomy places the organism in Eukaryota, Metazoa, Arthropoda, Insecta, Lepidoptera, Crambidae. The record is from the annotation of a GenBank genome assembly.
AUGACACACAGGAAUGAAUGGAUUAUUAUCGGAAUAUCUGGUGUUACUUGCGGUGGGAAAACGACUUUGGCCAAUAAAUUAACGGAAAUAUUGACGCCAGUAUAUGUAUUCCAUCAAGAUAAAUACUUCUAUCCAGAUGAUAGCCCUAAGCAUAUUCCGUGUGACGGUUUAGCUCAUAACAAUUACGAUGUGUUAUCGGCGUUAGAUAUGCAUAGUAUGCAUGAAGAUAUUAUGGCUACACUGAAGGGUGAUUUGAAAGCUCAUCAGUCGAGCAUCGGAAGGAGGCCAGAACAGAUGGAGAUAAAAGGGAAGAAGUUCUUGAUUGUUGAAGGAUUUACUGUCUUGAAUUUUAAACCUAUUAUGGAACUUUGCGAUUUUAGAUACUACUUCAUCUUGGAGUAUGGCGAGUGUUUAUCGCGGCGCGUGUAUCGUCUCUACGAUCCUCCAGAUAUCGACGGGUACUUCGACACUUGCGUGUGGCCUGAGCACUUGAGGUACAGAGCAGAGAUUGAAAAGGACAGUCGCGUGGUGUUACUAGAUGGCACCAGACCUGAUGCUUUCGAUGUAGUACUCAAUGAUCUGCGGAACGCCGGCGCAACUCACGUCUAG